Paramacrobiotus metropolitanus is the source of this 1983-nucleotide messenger RNA. RefSeq lists its product as uncharacterized. Gene Ontology annotation, molecular function: protein binding. The coding region runs from base 353 to 1876 and encodes 507 amino acids. The transcript has 4 exons. NCBI's taxonomy places the organism in Eukaryota, Metazoa, Tardigrada, Eutardigrada, Parachela, Macrobiotidae. The record is from RefSeq and is a predicted model, not a curated record.
AUUGGCUACAGAAAUUCCCCUGCUACUGGAUUUUCUACUGGAAAAUCAGUGACUGAUGGUGUGAUCUUGAAUUUGCUCUCAUGUAUCCCCUUUUACGAAUAAACACAACUGUUCUGUUUAUUUAUUACACACGUUACACAUCUGCUUAUGAAUCGGAUAAGAUGUUCGUCCCUGAAAAUUGGCCUUCUAAUUUUGGGGGUGAGUGAAUACCCGUUCGCCCACGAAGGAGGGCCCGCAGUCUGGGUUUGCUAAAUAAAAGUUUUAUUUAUUAUAAAACCCGAUAUUUGGGGCAGCCGUUGUCGUACACCGUGGGUUGUCGAGGAUUUAGUCCUCUGACAGCAGCGACAGCGCAAUGCUGGUGUUCGGGGACGAUGAAGCGGAUGUGUGGGAGUGGAAUGCCGUGGCCGUCCUCGUCGACGGUCGGCUGCAGCGCGGCGAGGUGAUCAACGUGGCCGAGGGCGGCCUGAUCGUGGACUUCGGCUGCCGUGCACGGCGCUCGCAGUUUGUCGAGUACGAACGCAUCUUCCGCUUCAGCAACCAGGACCUGUUCGGGUCCCCCGGAAUGAAGCUGCUGGUGUUGCUGCGCUACCACCCGGACGACGCAUGGACGUGGUACGCGGGACACAGUCUCCCCCUUCAAUCUGACGGCUUUUUGGAGGACUUGGAAUUCGUGCGGGUGGAGCUGCCCCAGGGGAACACCAUGGAGCUGGUCCCCUACCCGCAGCUGCGUGAGCCCUUCACGGAGCGGCGCGUCCAGCGGGAUGACUUUGUCAUUCGGUGGUGUCCGCUGCCGGACACCUACUCCUCGGCGGAUCCACAACGGCUCAGGGAGCUGUUGGAGGAGAAAACGAUCCAGUCCAGGCACUCCUGCAAUAUGCUGUGCACCGCCGUGCACAGCCAGGUAGUUCUCUAUCUCCAACGACAGACUGAUACUCCGCUGACAGCUGCACAGCUGGAAGAGCUGCUCAACUGGCGCUCUUCGCGUACUUUAGAGCUUGUGCGGCAUCAAUCAACGACCAGCCCGCCUAGAACACGGCGAAAGGUGUGCGGAAUGAAUUCAGCGCUUCCGGUGGAACUCCUGGUAGAGGUCUUCCAGGCGUUGGACUCCAUCGAGCGUGUCCGUGGUCGGCGGGUAUGUCCACUAUGGAACAGUAUCCUCACCACGGAAUCGCACUUCCCCGACGUGCGCGUCUCAGGCAAACCCGGGUAUCACGGCAGACUGCCUGUGCGUGAAGAGGGCACGUACUGGGUGCUGGCCUGCCUGCUGAAAUGUCUGACCCCCGCCACCCGGGUGGCGGUGGUCAUGCACCUGACCGCGGAUAACAACGGCAACGUUGCCGAGCCCAUCAAUCACACCUUCAACGCCCACCACCGGCUGCCGACGCUGGUGUUCUACGAUUGUGAAUUCGGGGAUGACCGCACGUUUGGCCGGGAUGUUAUCGUCGUCACGGCGCACGACGCCGCGCAAUGUGCAUGCCAGCGCAUUCUGUGGAAGCAUUGCCGCGUCUUCCACUCGUGUAGCGAGCCGAUCGCCAUCGCUCAGCAUACCUUUAGCGUCCGCUGCAGACAAGACAUGAUGAUGCAGAUGUUUGAGCUCUUUGAGCAGACGCUGGUCUGGCCGCGGCCGCUCAACUUGCCGGAGCUGUCGGCAUGGAUCAGCAAGGCGGUCGCUGCCAACGAAGCACAUAUUAUUGUAGUUAUUUUAGGCACGCUCAAGUGCUGCCAGAGCGCCGAUCCCCGUCCCACCACGCAGUACCGCGGGCGGGACUGGCAGGUGUCCCAUCUGGCCGGUUUGGACGUCAGGACGCUGACGCCACUGACGGCGGCGUUUCUAACACAGGCACUCAUAGAACAUGUGCCUGUCCUUUACAAAUAGAACGUCGUUGCUGCGCGCAACGAAUUUGUGGCAUGCACUAAGGAAAUACUUCGAGUUUUCUCAUAUCUCGGUUAACCCUCGGACUGUGCAAAUAAUAAAAUAAAUCA